Molecule: messenger RNA, 670 nt
Organism: Arachis stenosperma
Lineage: Eukaryota; Viridiplantae; Streptophyta; Magnoliopsida; Fabales; Fabaceae
Product: cyclin-B1-2-like
Exons: 3
Coding region: 71-499 (142 amino acids)
Biological process (GO): proteasome assembly
Cellular component (GO): cytoplasm; nucleus
Source: RefSeq, a predicted model, not a curated record
GUAGUGGUUCGCCGUUUAGCUCAGUUGAGUUGAGUUAUUUGUAACUUGUUGAAGAAGAAGAAGAUAAAAAAUGGAGGAAGUUCAAAAGAGCAUAGCGCACCAAAUCGGAGGGGUUCAAAACGACGCCCUUCGUUUUGGACUCCAAGGUGUCAAGAGCGACAUCGUUGGUUCUCAUCCUUUCCAAUCUGCCCAGGAAUCCGCCAAUAGGAUAAAUGAAGCGAUGAAGAAGCAAUGCCUGGUCAAUUUGUACGGAACUGCGUUUCCGCUGAAGAUGGACCUUGACAGGCAAAUUCUAUCUCGAUUCCAGAGGCCUCCAGGAGUAAUUCCUUCUUCCAUGCUGGGUUUGGAGGCAUAUACAGGAAGUCUUGAUGAUUUUGGCUUUGAGGAUUAUCUAAAUGAUCCCCGUGAAUCAGAGACCUUGCGGCCAUUGGACAUGCAUCAUGGAAUGGAAGUUCGCCUUGGUCUCUCUAAGGGGCCAGUCUGCCCUAGUUUUAUGUAAUUGAAUCAUGGGACUCUAAUUACUCAAUGAACCUGCAUGUCUAUUGUUAAUCUUGUAUUCCUUAAGGAUGUUAUCAAUCUUAUGUUGGGUUAAACAUUUCAUAUCUUUCCGAGUGAAACAGGGUUGUCAUACUACUUUAUGCAAGUGAGAUGGGCAUUUUCUGUUCCAGCA